Dendroctonus ponderosae (mountain pine beetle) is the source of this 3420-nucleotide messenger RNA. RefSeq names its product sodium/potassium-transporting ATPase subunit alpha. The transcript has 13 exons. Gene Ontology annotation, molecular function: ATP binding; P-type sodium:potassium-exchanging transporter activity; ATP hydrolysis activity. Gene Ontology annotation, biological process: intracellular sodium ion homeostasis; sodium ion export across plasma membrane; intracellular potassium ion homeostasis. The record is from RefSeq and is a predicted model, not a curated record. Lineage: Eukaryota; Metazoa; Arthropoda; Insecta; Coleoptera; Curculionidae. Gene Ontology annotation, cellular component: membrane. Bases 246 to 3275 code for a protein of 1009 amino acids.
UCUCUCAGUCCCGAAGGACUCGCUUAUUAUGGUGGACGUGAAAAUUAGGCCACGCGAUCGCUCUUAGCACUCGGUUUUCUCUGGCUUUUAACAUCGAUUAGCACGUUCUUUCACGUUCAGUUCAUCAUCAUGUGCGGUGGUUUGUUCGCUUUAUGAUCGCUCCCCUUUGGACACUGUAUCGGCUACGUAAGAAGGUGUGGUUUGGUCAGCAACAGUGAUAUCCAGCUUAGCCUAGAUCGGCCAAAAUGCCGCUUUUCAAGAAGAAGGUCGAGCGCAGGAAGUCGAUGAGUCGCAAGGAGAUUUCCUUGGCUCGCCUGGAGAACUUCCGCAAAGAAGUGAUCACUGACGAUCACACGGUGCCUUUGGGCGAAAUAUGCCGGCGCUUGAACACGGACCGAGACAAAGGCCUGACGGUGGAACAGGCCGCAGCAGUUCUGACCAAAACAGGCCCAAACGUGCUGACGCCAUCGCACAAAACGCCCGAGUACAUCAAGUUCAUCCGCACCCUAACGCAUGGUUUCUCGCUAUUGCUCUGGAUAGGGGCGGGGCUAUGUUUCGCCGCCUGCCUGAUCCGCAAACUGUCCCAAGAUGAGCUGGACACGGACAACCUGAUCUUGGGCAUUGUCCUGGUGGUGGUGGUGGUAGUUACUGGAUGUUUUAUGUUCUCGCAGGAGCACAAGAGCCAAAAGAUCAUGGAGUCGUUCGCCAACAUGGUACCGCCCAAGGCCACGGUGAUUCGGGGCGGCGAAACCGUCACCAUCGUCUCCAAAGACUUGGUAGUGGGCGAUCUGGUGGACAUGAAGUUUGGCGACCGCAUUCCGGCCGAUAUUCGCAUCAUUCAGUCGCAAGGAUUCAAGGUGGACAAUUCGGCGCUGACAGGCGAGUCGGAGGCACAGCCCCGUGGCAUCGACUGCACCAGCGAUAACCUGUUGGAGACGAAGAAUUUUGCCUUCUUUUCCACCAAUGCGGUGGAGGGCACGGCGAAAGGCAUCGUAGUUGCCACCGGCGACCAGACGGUGAUUGGUCGCAUUGCCGGGCUGACGGCCCGCCUCCAGCCCAACAAAACGCCCAUAGCGCGCGAGCUCGAGCACUUCAUGAAGAUCAUCUCCGUCUGGGCUUGUUUCCUGGGCGUUGUAUUCGGAUGCGCCGCCCUCGCCAUGAACUACUCCUGGAUUGAGGCCUCCCUGUUCCUCAUCGGCAUCAUUGUUGCGAACGUACCAGAGGGGCUGUUGGCCACGGUGACGGUGUGCCUGUCGGUGACCGCCAAGCGGAUGGCGGCGAAGAACUGCCUGGUGAAGAACCUGGAGGCGGUCGAAACGUUGGGCUCUACCUCGAUCAUCUGCUCGGACAAGACGGGUACUCUGACGCAGAACAAGAUGACCGUUUGCCACUUUUGGUGCAACAAUCGGGUCACCUGCGCCGACAGUACGCCCGAACAGAACGACGCACGUGCCUACAACCAAGUGGACGGUUUCAAGACGCUGAUGAGGUGCGCGAACCUCUGCAAUCGCGCCGAGUUUCUACAGGGCGAGGAACAGUUGCCGGUGCAGCAGAGACGCGUACGGGGCGACGCCUCCGAAGAGGCCAUUCUCAAGUUUGCCGAGCUCAGUCAGGCGCACGGCAGCCCCAUGGCGUUUCGCCACAACAACCCCAAACUCCUCGAGAUUCCCUUCAGUUCCACCACCAAGUACCAGAUAAGCAUCCACGCAAUGGAGGAGGGCUACUGCUUGCUGGCAAUGAAGGGGGCCCCAGAGCGAAUCCUGGCCAGGUGUUCGACGAUUUGCACGGAAUCGGGCACCAAGCCCAUGACGGACGAGAUGCGAGAGAUCUGCGACCGUGCCUGCACCGAGCUGGCCGAGAAGGGCGAGCGCGUGCUUGGCUUUGCGGAUCUUCAAUUGGACGCUUGCUACACGAAGGACUUCCAUUUCAAUGCCGAGCCGGCCAAUUUUCCGCGCAAAGAUCUGCGCUUCGUUGGUUUCAUGAGCCUCAUCGAUCCCCCCAGGCCCCAGGUCCCUGAUGCAGUGGAGCGCUGCAGAAGCGCCGGUAUUCGAGUCGUGAUGGUGACCGGGGAUCAUCCAAUUACGGCCAAAGCUAUAGCAAGAGAAGUGGGCAUUAUUUCGUGCGACGAGGUGAUCGACGCCUUCAACAUCAACAUCAUCGAGACGCUGCCACCCAGUAUGCGAAACAAGGGCAUAGUGAUCCACGGGUCGGCGCUGAGGGACAUGAACAACGACGAGCUGGAUCGAAUCCUGUACAAUUUCCGGGAGAUUGUGUUCGCAAGGACGUCGCCCACUCAGAAGCUGCACAUAGUGGAAGGCUGCCAGAGACUAGGGGAGAUUGUGGCCGUUACUGGGGACGGCGUCAACGACGCCCCGGCUUUGAAAAAGGCGGACAUUGGAAUCGCUAUGGGAAUAUCGGGGUCCGAGGUAUCUCAACAAUCCGCCGACAUGAUUCUGCUGGAUGACAACUUUGCCUCAAUUAUCACCGGAGUGGAGGAGGGCAGGCGCAUUUUCGACAAUCUGAAGAAGUCCAUCGCGUACACCUUGGCUUCCAACGUGCCCGAAAUUCUGCCCUUCCUGGCCUUUGUGCUCCUCAACAUUCCACUGCCUCUAGGCGUCAUGGCCAUUCUGUGCAUCGACCUGCUAACCGACAUGCUGCCGGCCAUCAGUCUGGCUUAUGAGAAGGCGGAAAGCGACAUAAUGCUGCGCCCUCCAAGGAACCCGCGCAAAGACAAGCUGGUCACUCGCAAGCUCUACUUUUUGGCCUACGGUCACAUUGGCAUGUUGGAGGCGAUGGGGGGCUUCUUCGUCUACUUUGCCAUCAUGGCCGAGCACGGCUUCAUGCCUAUGAAACUCUUUGGGCUACGUUCCCAAUGGGAUUCGCCUUUCAUCAACGAUCUGACCGACUCCUACGGCCAAGAGUGGACCUACGAGCACAGAAAGGAGCUGGAAUACACCUGCUAUACAGCCUUCAUGAUCUCUGUGGUGGUUUCGCAGUGGUUCGACUUGGUAGUAUGCAAAACGCGCAUUAACUCCAUCUUCAAGCAAGGCAUGGGCAAUAUGAUACUGAACGUGAGCCUGCUGGCUGAGACGGUGGUGGCCUGCAUGCUGUCCUACCUGCCCAACAUGUACUACCUUAAGUUCUACCCGGUGCUCUUCAGAUGGUGGUGCUACUCGCUUCCGUUCGCUCUGUUCAUCUUCCUGUUCGACGAGUUUAGAAAGUGGCGGCUGCGGAGCAGCCCCCAUGGCUGGUAUCGGCUGGAGACCUACUAUUAAUCCCAAAUAAGUGUGCCCCCACCCCAGUCCUAGAGUAUUAUGACAUAGUCGUUUAGCACCUAAUUAGCUGCUGUUGCUUAGGAAUAGCGACCAUAUCGAUUCACGUUAUAUAUUUUCCAAAAAAUAAAAUUAAACAAAACUAGAA